Messenger RNA from Vombatus ursinus (common wombat), 3450 nucleotides. It is a transcript of the gene PLPPR2, whose product is annotated as phospholipid phosphatase related 2. Bases 633 to 1985 code for a protein of 450 amino acids. Gene Ontology annotation, biological process: phospholipid metabolic process; signal transduction; phospholipid dephosphorylation. The record is from RefSeq and is a predicted model, not a curated record. Gene Ontology annotation, molecular function: phosphatidate phosphatase activity. The transcript has 8 exons. NCBI's taxonomy places the organism in Eukaryota, Metazoa, Chordata, Mammalia, Diprotodontia, Vombatidae.
CUCUCUCUCUCCUGUGCUGGAAACGCCAAAACAGCACGGUUAAGAGGAGGUGGGGAGAGGGUAGGGGGUGAUGUCCAUGGGGUCCCUUCAUAUGAUGAAGAAUACUGUAGCCUAAGUGAAUCCUUGGAUGGAGGGGUCAGAACCCGUUGGAGGAAGAGGGAGCUGGAAAGAGAAAGCAGAAGCCAAAUGGCCUAGAGUUUUCCAGUCUUUUUGGAUUAUUUGAGGGAAAAUGGUCUUAGCUAGGCUUUGUACCUCCUCCAGCAUCUAGCAAUAGUCUUCUCCAAAUACAUCCAUUUUCUCAGGCAGUUAGAGAAUGAAGGCUAGAUUACUGGGAACUUUCUAACUAAUAGUAGUUAAGGGGGAGAGGGGGAAGUGUUCUUCCAAGGGAUGCCCUUCUCUUUCUAGUGAGGAAGAGACAGAUGAGAAACUGAGGCAGAGGGGCCAGUGGCUGGGUUGAUCAGACCCAACAGACUCAGUAAAACCUUAAAAACUUUUGGGGUGAGGGAGGAGACUGAGUCUGCUGUUCUAGGGAUGGCAGUCUGAGGGGUUGAUGGAGGGUGCAUCUGGGGGUCUAUGUGACUGGGCCUCUCUCCCAGGCCCCCACCAAUUGUACCCCUCAUCCUGAUCCCACCAUGGCGAGUGGGCGACCAGACCUGAAGAGGAGUUUCUCCAUAAUACCCUGCUUCAUCUUUGUGGAGUCAGUACUCCUGGGUGCUGUGGUACUUCUUGCCUACCGCCUGGAAUACACAGACACAUUCCCAGUGCACAUGCAGGGUUUCUUCUGCUAUGACAGCACUUAUGCCAAGCCCUACCCAGGGCCUGAAGCCACCAGCCGUGUCCCACCAGCUCUGAUCUACCCCCUGGUCACUGCAGGGCCUGCCAUCACGAUCCUCCUUGGAGAGCUUGCCCGGGCCUUCUUCCCAGCUCCCACCUCAACUGUGCCCGCCCUGAGGGAGAAGACCAUUGUGUGUGGGGACUGCUGCCGCUUCAGCCCAGCCCUCAGAAGGCUGGUCCGCUUCCUGGGCGUGUAUUCCUUCGGCCUCUUCACCACAUCCAUCUUUGCCAAUGCUGGCCAAGUAGUGACGGGGAAUCCUACGCCACACUUCCUGUCUGUCUGCCACCCCAAUUAUACGGCUCUGGGCUGCCCACCGCCCGCUACAGACAAGCCUGGACUGGACCGGUAUGUCACCGACCAAGGGGCCUGUGCAGCCGGCAACCCUGCCUUGGUUGCAGCUGCCCGACGUGCCUUCCCCUGCAAGGAUGCAGCCCUGUGUGCAUUUGCAGUCACCUAUACGGCGAUGUAUGUCACACUGGUAUUCAGGGUAAAGGGCUCCAGGCUGGUGAAGCCUUCACUCUGCCUUGCCCUGCUCUGCCCAGCUUUUCUGGUGGGUGUGGUCCGUGUGGCUGAGUAUCGGAACCACUGGUCAGAUGUGCUGGCUGGAUUCCUGACUGGGGCAGCUAUCGCCACCUUCCUGGUUACCUGUGUUGUCAACAAGUUCCAGAGCCGAAUGCCUCUAUGCCAGAGAGCAUUCAGAUGGGAGGGUCUGGGCCCAGUGCCUGCCAUUGAGAACCCCCUUGAAAAGUUAAAUUCAGCCCAGGAGCCCAAGACCACUGCACCCCCGCUGCAGCCUGCCCGCCUCACCCCACCCAAGCUGCAGAGCUGUGCCCGUCGGGGCCACCUGAUCCCCAGCUGUGUGUCUUCCCGGGCCCCCCCGAUGUGUUCUUCCCCUCGUGUUCCCCGCGCUCGAGUGAGGUCUGAGCCAACAUUGCCUGCCAUGACCCCUGGCCCCAGCCAGGGCCCCCCACCAUCCCCUGGACCAUCUGUGGCUGGUGGGGGUGGAGGUGGGGGUGGCCGGGGCCGGAAGUUGCUGCUGCCCACUCCUCUGCUGCGGGACCUAUACACCCUCAGUGGACUCUACCCCUCCCCCUUCCAUCGGGACAGCUUCAGCCCCUACCUGUUUGCCAGCCGGGACCACCUGCUGUGAACUCAGGUUCCUAGAUCCUGAGAGCCUCUGGCCCCACAUACCCCCUGGAGUCAGGUGUUCUCAGGCUGUGUGUAUGUGUCUCCUGUGUGCCUGUGUGUGAGUGUGAGAGUGUGUGUGUGUGUGUGUGUGCGCGCGCGCGCGCUUGCGUGUGCCUGCCUGUGUGUGUGGCCUCACCAGCCAAUCCCACAUGGGUAUGGGGAUGGAUGGAGAAUUUAAAGAAAGUCUAGGCCUGGAUGGCUUUGUCUCUUACCCCCCUUUCUAGCUGGCUGGGCCCCAGGACGGUCUUCACUGCCUGAUGUGGGCGAAUUUGGGAUUGGGAAAGCUGAGGGGCAAGACCAUCCAUUGUCCCAAGGUUUGGAGUGGGGACAGAAGCUCCUCCUUUUUAGCCAAAAGCUAAUAGAAAUAACCUUUGACUUCUUACUAUACAUUGAGGGUCUCCAUGUCUCAAAAUUCUAAGAGUGGUUGGGGUUGGUAUGAUUCCAGGCAAUGAGAAAGUCCAUGUUUCUAAAUCUUGGGAGUAGGGGAGGGGACACAUGGAGGGACGUCUGACAGCAGCCAAUGAGAAUGCUUGGUAUCUAAGGACUACAGGGAAUCUUGGUGCUUGCCAGGGUUGGGCCCUAGGUGUCUCAGAAUGCCAAUAAUGGGUAAUGAUUCCUAAGGAUGGACCCUAGGUAUCUGAAAAUUCUUGGGGGAGGGAAGCUUCAACCCCUUCUGAUUAUUCUGAGAUUACCCCUCUUCAGACAGCAGGAUGGAGAAAGGAGGCAGUGAGUCUGACCUAGUGGGGAGGCAUUGGAUUGUGAGGGUCCUACUACCGAAGCCACGUCUUUCAUUUUCUUCCCAUUGCAAUGUCCUUUGCUGGGGCAGUUCCCACCCAACCCUGAGAGCCUCCCCUAUCCUCCCAGCCAAGCUGGGUUCCUCCCCUUAUUCUCUCCAUCAUCCCCCAAUUCCAACCAUUAUCUUAAUGACCCUAAACUCUGAGUUCCCCUUCAGCCACCAGUGCUGGGAAGGAGGGAUUCUCUUCUACUCUAUUCUCUGAGACUAAAGUGGGGGAAAAGGAGUUGAGCAGUCUUUGAGGAUAGGGUGUUGUCUUCUCCCAAGUGCCCUAUCCCUCAUUUCCUUGGUCCUAGAUUUGGUGGGGGGGUGGGGGUGGGGGAGGGGAUUCGAUAUUUGGACCUAAGGUCAGAGUCCAGUGGUGGAGAAUGGAGAGGAGAUAGGGGCUUCCUUGUGACCUACACACUUGGGAGAUUAGCUUUCAUGUCCUGCUUCCUCAUCCCACCGCAAGAAACAAAAAUAAAAAAAUAACCUUUUCCCUUCCUGAACUGGCUGUGCCAGUUCCAGGGCACAAUGCCCCCAACAGCCCUGCCCCUGCCCCAAGGGAAGCUAAAAGGGUCAAUAGAGAGAGAGAGAGACCUCUCCUCCACUCCCAGUUUCACAGCCUUUAAUAAAGAUCUGUUUGUAUCAGAAA